ACGAGCAGGGGCCAAUCGGCGGCGGCGCUGCCGGAGAGUGCUGGCUCCUUUACACCCAGAUAGGGGGGGGGAACGACUGAAUAAAAGGAAACCGUGCCAGUGAGCCUGUUAUGACCACAAAACCUCACGGAGGAGCCUAGAGCCGCCGCCAUUGGAUAUUUCCUCCGUGUUUCCUCGUUACUCCGUCGCGCCUCGCUGUGGAUCACCGUGCGCGGCCGUGGGCGCGCGGACUGGAUCAGGCCAUGGCCCUAACAGAUUGAAUAGCUCGGAAGAGGAGGGGGCUGGAGGCGAGACGCGCACCGUGGAGACAGUUUAUGGGGCAUUGUGCGGGAGAAAAAUGGUGGAUUAUUUGUAUUGUAUCAUAAAAAGCCCCCCCCGCCUGGAUACCCUGCCAUAAGACACUGUUAGGGGCAUUUCGGCGCCUGUCUACAGUAACUCAGGUCGUGUUCUAGUGGUUGGUAGGUAGGUAACCCCCCCCCCCCCCCCCCCCUUCUGCUCGAUCCGAACGACCUUAUCUAUUUCUAUUUUUUGUAAACAUAUAUAUAUAUAUAUAUGUGUGUGUGUGUGUAUAUGUAUGUAUAUAUACAUGAAGGAUUGUUGUAGCGGGUCGACGCCUUCGCCCUCCCCCCCCUGAGAGGAACAUUGGGAAACAAUAAAGUGUUGGAUUACUGAACUAUGGAUUUCAACGGCGGCGGCGGCGGGGGGGGGGCCAACGAGCUGCACAACAACCAGUUCUAUCAGUGCGAGGAGAACAAGCCUCUGCUGGGGGAGAUGUCGGAGGGCAACAAUAACACCAAGCUGGGCCAGGCCGGGCCGGGCAAGAGGUCCCUGCACCACUGCAGCAGCAGCGGGAUGCGAUACAAGCUGCUGCACGAGGGGGACAUCCAGGUGUGCGUGGUCAAACACCCCCGCACCUUCCUCAGCAAGAUCCUCACGUCCAAGUUCCUGCGGAGAUGGGAACCCCACCACCUCGCGCUCACAGACAGCAGCCUGACCUCGGCCACCCCCACUGGUUAUAUGGAGACGUCAUUGUCCUACAGCUCUAUAGAGGACCUGCAGCUCCUCUCAUGGGACAAUGCUCCAAAGUACUGUGUCCAGCUCAGCUUCCCUGGGGGGACCGUCCUGCUGCAGGCUGCAAACAGCUACUUAAGGGACCAGUGGUUUCACUCCCUUCAGUGGAAGAAAAAGAUCUACAAGUACCGCAAGGUCCUGAACAACCCGAGUCGCUGGGACGUGGUGCUGAAGGAGAUCAGAGCGCUGGUGGACAUGGCUCUGACCUCCCCGCUGCAGGACGAGUCCAUCCACCAGGCUCCUCUGCACAUCAUCUCCACCCUGCUGGCUGAGAACUCUAACCUCAGCACUCAGGAUCAUGAGAACAUCAUCGUUGCCAUUGCUCCUCUUCUAGAAAACAACCAUCCGCCACCUGACCUGUGCGAGUUCUUCUGUAAGCACUGUCGGGAGCGGCCGCGGUCGAUGGUCGUGAUUGAAGUGUUCACGCCCGUGGUCCAGAGAAUCCUCAAACAUAACAUGGAUUUUGGAAAGUGCCCUCGACUGCGUCUCUUCACUCAGGAGUACAUCCUGGCUCUCAACGAGCUGAAUGCUGGGAUGGAAGUUGUCAAGAAGUUUGUCCACAGCAUGCACGGGCCAACGGGGCAGUGCCCUCACCCACGUGUCCUGCCUAACCUCGUGGCCGUUUGUCUCGCCGCCAUCUACUCUUGUUAUGAGGAGUUCAUCAACAGCCGGGACAACUCCCCCAGCCUGAAGGAGAUCAGAAAUGGCUGUCAGCAGCAGAAUGAUCGCAAACCCCCAAUGCCGCUACGUCUGCUACGCCCAGACCCUCCAACGCCCCCUCCCGCCACCCUCUUACCCCUCUCCACCAACUCCAGUCCUCCUCAGCCACCUCCGCCCGCCCCCCCUUCAAACCCCGCCCCGACAAUUCCCAUCUCCUCCCCGACGCCCUCCCUGCCCCUCUCCCCUCCUCCAUCUGUCGUCAACUCCAGCGAGAUCCUGGUGGAGCUGGAGCGAAACAACAACUCGGCCAACACCAGACGGAAGGGCAAGCAGCCGGGGGGGGACAGCGAACCCAACCUCAUCGACUGUCUGCUGGUCAGCCCGGCCGUCAACACUCUGUCCAUCCAGCUCCCAGCGCAGGCCGACAGAGUGCUGGGCUGCUUCGCUCUCAUCCUCCAGAUGCUAUCGGACUACGAUGACUGGAGACCUGCUCUUGCCAGCCUGUUGCAGCCCAUCCCCUUCCCUAAAGAGGCCCUUGCACAUGCCAAAUUCACAAAGCAACUGAAAUAUGUUAUUCAGAGGUUUGCUGAGGACCCGAGGCAGGAGGUCCAUUCCUGCCUACUCAGUGUGCGUUCAGGUAAAGACGGCUGGUUCCAGCUCUACAGUCCAGGGGGCGUGGCCUGUGAUGACGAUGGAGAGCUGUUUGCCAGUAUGGUUCAUAUCUUGAUGGGCUCCUGCUAUAAGACCAAGAAGUUCCUGCUCUCUCUGGCUGAAAACAAGCUGGGGCCCUGUAUGCUGCUGGCCCUCCGUGGGAACCAGACCAUGGUGGAGAUCCUGUGUCUGAUGCUGGAGUACAACAUCAUUGAGAAUAAAGACACCCAGCUGCAGAUCAUCUCCACCCUGGAGAGCACCCAGGUGGGCCUCCGCAUGUACGAGCAGCUCUGCGACCGGCAGAGAGAGCUCAAAGAGCUGCAACGGAAAGGAGGCCCCACCCGGCUGACUCUGCCUUCAAAGUCCACGGAUGCAGACCUUGCCCGCCUGUUGAGUUCAGGUUCUUUUGGGAAUUUGGAGAACCUGAGCCUGGCCUUCACCAACGUCACCAGUGCCUGUGCCGAGCAGCUCAUCAAGCUGCCUUCACUCAAACAGCUCAACCUGUGGUCCACACAGUUUGGGGAUGCAGGGUUAAGGUUGUUAUCGGAGCAUCUGGCCUGUCUUCAGGUUCUGAACCUGUGUGAGACUCCCGUCACUGAUGCUGGUCUGCUGGCUCUCAGUUCCAUGAAGAGUCUGUGCAGUCUGAACAUGAACAGCACCAAGCUCACAGCUGACACAUACGAGGACCUCAAGGCCAAACUGCCCAACCUGAAAGACGUGGAUGUUCGGUACACCGAGGCCUGGUGAUCAACCACGCUCAACCACAACCCUCACCCAUAACCAGACACACACACACACACACACACACCGCACACAGGCUCAGAUACAGUACAUGACAACUGUGUAGUGAUGUCACCUCCAUCGUCGGCCAUCAUUUGGCCAGGAACGCUGACCUCAUCCCAGCGCGAGGAUCACCGGAUGUAACAAGAACAUCUCUGACACGUGCAUCAGAGAAGCAGCCUUCAUCAUCAUCAUCAUCAACGCCUGUAGAGACAACUGUCUCACCCGCAUCACUUUUUUGUUUUCUAAAUGAGACAUCUUUGUGGACCUCGCCGCUCCCCUUACCCUCUGGGAACCGUAUGAUUAGAGGACAUGCAAGGAGCCGUUAUAUUAGACAUAAGGGACACUUUUCUCCGUCUUUCUGCGUCUUUUGCCCCCGUCUUUCAUAUAUGGUCCCUCAGUUUUCAGAUUGGGUCUAAGUCCAGCUCUCUAGCCCGCCUCUUUGUGUCUGUGUCGAGUGGAAAAACCUGAACCCUCGUCUCUUUUUCUCUCUCCAGCCCAUGUGUGAUUGAAGGCCUGGACACAGCAGCUCACAUUCCAGUUCUUCUCCAAAAUGAUCGCCCAUGUAGCUCUCCAGAACAGACACGUUGACCUGUUGACUUUCAUCAGUCCUCGCUCGGAAUCGGCCUCUCUGACUUUGGUUUUCAGGUUCCGAUUCUGGUCUCUUCAAGUCUUUCAUUUGGGAAAAUGAGGUGCUACCUCUGAGAAAAGAAGAGUUGCAAGACUGUGCCUAUUCCACUUACAUGACAUGUUCUUUCACACACACACACACACACAUGCGCGCGCACACACACACACACACACACACACACACACACACACACACACACACACACAAAAUGGAAGAAAAAAAAAGGUUUUUAUCAACUUGAAUGGACAUAUUUUUCCAGACAUCUGUGCUUUCAUAUAUUGUGUGUUUCUAAAUAAAGACAUAUGUAUGAAGAUAACCCCAGUGAUGACAUUUCAGAAACAUUGCGGGAACUCUGCUAAACAGCGAUGGGAACAUUUGUUUCCUUUUUCAUUCGUUUUCAGUGUACAUACUGAGGAUCUCCCGUUACUAUUUAAUAAGACAGUUGUGUAGCAGUAGCUGGGCGGUCUGGGACUGCCGAAUAUUUAUAAUUUGUGUCUUUAAAAUCCUCCUUUAUCUCUCCUGGAUUAGGUCCUGACAGUAAUGAAGUACACAGGCCCUGUUGUCUUAUUUUUUAACUUUUUUUUUUUGCCAACCAAGAAGGCCACCAGACCUGGAUGUCUGUGUACCAUGCCAUGGUGGUGCCGGAGACCUGUGGAGGGGACUGCAGGCCUUCUAAAGGUGGACCUGGAAACAAGACCCAUCACCAGCUGACAGUUGGAUAUUUUCAUGUCCUCCGCUAUAUUUGGCUCUUUAUAAGACGGUUUCUGAAAAGCAGAAAGGACACAUGCCAAACAUCGUCAUCGGAUUGAGUUUUUUGGUUUUGUGCACACUUGUUUCUUCAGGCCAACCCGAGUGGGGUUUCAGUUCUGCUCGGUGUAUCACGUGGAACCUGUCCCGCCCUGCCUGUGGACACUGACCCCCACCCCCUGCUGAGGUCAGGGUAAAGUGGAGCUGUGGAGGCCUACUGUUAUCUUUCUUAUCCGUCACACCGCCUAUUUGAAUUGUCCUGCUGUAUUUCUAUUAGGCCAUAAUACAUGGGGACACAUUCAGGCUGAUGAAUCAUUCUCAUCACAGGAUGGAACUGAAUUAUUGUACAUAUUCUUUUACAAUGGGCUAUAAGGGACAAAAGAUCGGGGGGAACGGGCACCUUUCUGCCACAUUUGCCCCAUCUACAUUCCCUUAACAUGUUGCCGUGGGUUUCGGCCCUGAUUCACUUCCCGUCUGUCCGCGUCUCUUCUUGCUCUCUGGGUAGCUGUGGGUGGGGGUUGGAAACACAAGACAAGUCCGAUUUCCACCCUUCUUUUCCAGUCGACCUCGUUCUGACUGCAUCCAUCCAUUUUAUUUAUUCGAGUCGACCCCCAGAAUGCUCCAGAUGUUUGGAGUGUCGAGGCAGGAGCUGCAGCGGAGGACAAGACGCCGUCCACUAUCAGAUGCUCUGUUUCCUAUUUAUUGGGUGCCAUGACGGUUUGGCCUGUAGACCCGGUCUGUGCACAGCCGUCUUUGGGCUUGGCUUUAGGACCUCAUGCUCUCUUUCAUAUCCUGUAUGAUGUAUAUACGAUUGUACAUAGGCGUCUUCUCUUUGAACCAUUUUGAACUGUCCCCGUUUUGUCUUCGUCAUCCUGUUCUCUGUUUCUCUGGGCCUCCCUCGUCGGCAGGCUGCUGUUGCCUUCAUCUUCUCGAUGUGUGGUUGUUGUUUUUUCACACAAAGUGCACUGUAAUCUAACAAAUUCUGUUUUCAUGUCUUUCAAGUUUCCGACAUCUUUGAUUUGAUCACUUUAAUCCAACGUUUGUUUCCUGUGUCCUCGUUGUUUCAUUUUUUGCAUGUACAUGUCGCUGCCUCAUCUGGUAUUUUAUUUUGUAAUUUUGUUUUAUAAAAGGUCUGAAAUAUGAUAAAGGGUCUGAUCACUAUCUCACUGAGGUUAAGGACUGAAAUGGAGAGAUCCCAUUUAAAGAUUUUCUGAUUGGUUGUUGCCAGGAUCUGCCCAUAUGUCCCGACGGAUCCUAUUGGUCGAUAAAGCCAAUACUGGUACUGUUGGACUGAUGCUACUCCUAGCUGAGAUUUAAUCGUUACGUUUGUCUGUUUUCAUUUAUGAAAUAAUAAUGCUGCCAGAUAAUCAUAUCACAGGUGGACCACACUGACUGACCGUCAUCAAAUCAUCACUUUACUGUACUUUGGUUCUAUCCCCGAUGUUUUAGAACAAUAGUUUGACAUUUAGGAAAAUAGGCUAGAAAUAAAAAUAGGCUGAAAGACUGCUGAGAUUUCUAAUGUCAUGUCCAUAUCCAUUUAAUAUGAAGCUACAGUCAGCAUCCGCUUAGCUUAGCUUAGCUUAGCUUAGCUUAGAAGAAAGAUUGGAAACUGUCCCAAGCUAACCAAAUCCUAUCCGCAUCUCUAAAACUACCAAAUUAUGUCCUGUUUUGUUUAAAAAAAAAAAAAAAAAAUGUAAAAAAAUAGUCUGGUUGCCUGGUAACCUCACAGUGAUGACAAGGCUCAGGAAGUCAAUGCACCAAUCCAAGGAACAGCCCGGCACGCGAGCCCUGGAAUGUGUGUGUGUGUGUGUGUGAGUGUGUGUGUGUGUGUGUGUGAUUUAGAGGUGCUGGUAAGGUUACCUUGGAACUUGUUCUUUGCGUUGCGACAGUCACGUGAUUGGGCUGCGUCCGCUGCUUAGCGCCGCCCAGGAUGAUUGUGAUUGGUUAACAGGCCUCACAAUACGACGUCAUCCCGAUACUUAUGUCAUAAUACUAUAUUGUUGUGAUUUAAAACACAUUGCAAUAUUCUUUGAAGUAUUGCAAUUUGUAACCUUUUUUCCAACUUGUUUCCCAAUUUCAAAUGAUGUCCCCAAAAGGAAAUUAUGUCAAAUUAUGUAAAAAGAAACAUUUCUCUGUUUGUUCAUCUCACUUUAAUUUGAUUGCUGCAGAAUGGGACAAACUGACCACCACAUAUUUAUUAAUAGAUCUAUACUUACUACUACGUACGGGCACUGAAAAAAUAUCCAGAUAUUAUGCUGCAUCAAUUUUAUUCCCCCACUCCUAUUAGUUUAAAAAGUGCCAGAGCAGAUCCAGGAAUGUGGUGUGGACUAGGCAGACCUUCCUCCGCGGGGCUGUGGAGGACGGUCUGGACGUGCCAGACUACUUUCAGACAAAGCCUGUUUCCAGUCCUAAUGCUAAGAUAAGCGAACUUACUGCUGGCGUUAAUCUCCUCAUCCAGUUUGGCAUGAAACAUUUUUCCUGGGGGGGGACCGGACCGGGUCACUGAACUCAUGCUACAGUUUGUAGGCCGUGAUGAGCUGCUGCUUGUCCCACCCACGUGGAAGGUUUCUGUGCUGCUGUAGAACGUGUUCUGUUUCCUGUGGCGCUCCCUGUGCCCCCCCCCCACCCCCCAUGUUGGCUAUAGUUUAGAGUUUCUCCCAUGUCCCAGAUGUGUGCAGCUGUGCUCCAGGCUUUACUUAUUACGGAAGGAGAGGGUCAGCUGUGACACAGCCCGACAAAUCUGACAAAACUCUAUUUCCCAGAAUUCCUUAUUAGUAAAAAUAUUUUUUGGCAGCUGGGAAAGGGCACCCAUCAUGUUUCUCUCUGUUUUCAGUCUUUCUCCGCAUUGAUCUGCUUCUCCCGCUUGGUUAUGAUUAUUAUUAUUAUUAUUAUUAUUAUUGCUGCUGCUCUGUGGCUGUUGUAAUAAAAAUUCAAAAGAUCUUCAACAGGAAAAAUAACAACUAUGAUGUGAAAUAAUUUCAAUCAAAAAUAAAAUGUCUGUGAAUAUG
Messenger RNA from Etheostoma spectabile (orangethroat darter), 7548 nucleotides. Its product is annotated as C-Maf-inducing protein. The record is from RefSeq and is a predicted model, not a curated record. The transcript has 21 exons. The coding region runs from base 676 to 3129 and encodes 817 amino acids. Lineage: Eukaryota; Metazoa; Chordata; Actinopteri; Perciformes; Percidae. Gene Ontology annotation, cellular component: nucleoplasm; cytosol.